Owenia fusiformis is the source of this 1141-nucleotide messenger RNA. Lineage: Eukaryota; Metazoa; Annelida; Polychaeta; Sabellida; Oweniidae. The record is from the annotation of a GenBank genome assembly.
GUGUUUCUAUUGCUGAGAGAUGAGUAUAUAUGAAGACUAUGAGAAGAGGGCAGCUGUGUAUGAUAAACACAGGGUUGCUGCAGGGGCUGACACACUCAUUGGAAUCUUACUUGGACAGACCAGGAAACCAUUGUCACAGCUUCAUGUGUUAGAUGCAGGAUGUGGCACUGGGAACUACAGUCUUGCCCUGUUGAAGGAAGGACUGGGGCAUGUAACACUCUUGGACGCAUCUGAGGGAAUGCUGCAUGUUGCAAAAAAGAAACUUAAAACGUUCAUUGAAGAUGGCAGGGCAGAGGUCAAACGCGGUGUCAUGCCAGAUCUAGACUUCCCCGAUGAUACAUUUGAUGCUAUUAUGUUUAACCAAACACUUCAUCACGUAGAGAACUCACCAAACUCCGAGGGAGAAUAUCUAAAGAUCUAUAAAACGUUACAAAGAGCAAAGCAGAUUUUGAAAUACGGAGGAGUGAUAAUUUUCAAUACUUCAACACCGUGUCAGAUUAGAAACACCUUUACAUGGCUACCGACUGAGGAAUAUCAGAAUAUAGAAAUUAAAGUUAUGGGGAUUAACCCUGAUAAGUUCAAGCAAUAUUUACAGAAAAUUGGCAUGGAGAAGAUUGAGUUUGUGAUACCUGCAACAGCUACCCUCUGGAACAAGGGGACACUUAGAGAUCUAGAUGGACCAUUGAAGCAGGAUGUCAGGGACACCAUGUCUACGUUUGCAAAUCUUGAAAGGUUGGGCCUUUUGGAGAAAUAUCUGGAGGACUACAAAACAUUUCGAAAGUCAAUCAAAAGUGAUGAUGAGUUCUUGAAAGAAGAAGAAAUAUCUCGUCAGAAUUAUGGACAGAUACUGUUCAUUUAUGGAUGUUAAUCUUUAUUUGUCCAUUAUUGCUUGUUGCCACGUUAUCAGAUUAUUUAGAGAAACAUUUUUGCUCAUUCUCUUUUCUAUGGGGAAUGCUUGAUUUACUUGAUUAUGUAACAUUUUGAAAUAAAAUUCUUAAAAAAUCAUCAUUUAGGUGUGAUGAUUAUAUUUAAUACUGACAUCAAAUUUUUUUGUCAGAUGUUUGAAUAUUAAUGGUAAAUUGUUCAUUUUUCAGAUGCGAGUAGGUAGUUACCAGUUUCGGCACCAGGUGGCUGAUUCGGG